Molecule: messenger RNA, 1171 nt
Organism: Physcomitrium patens
Lineage: Eukaryota; Viridiplantae; Streptophyta; Bryopsida; Funariales; Funariaceae
Product: ribonuclease MRP protein subunit POP4
Biological process (GO): tRNA 5'-leader removal; rRNA processing
Cellular component (GO): ribonuclease MRP complex; ribonuclease P complex
Molecular function (GO): ribonuclease P RNA binding
Source: RefSeq, a predicted model, not a curated record
GUCGAUUCGAUGCGUCGCUGUUGGGUCGAGCUUGUUGUGACUGAACCUCUGAGAGCACCAGGUUUAUACGGGCUUUGGGGUUUAGGGGUUUAGGGUUUUAGGGUUUUGUUCGAACACAAUCUGUGAGCACUCGGUACGUCACGAUACCCACACAUUGGGCAUUGAGAAACUUUUCGAUGGGUUAUGGUUUGAAAUGAAAUCCAGCUCUGGGUAGUGUUGAAUUGGUGAGUUGUAGAAGGAUUCAUUGUUGCGGGUUUCCAAAGCCAUGGCAGGACAGGACAACGUCCGAAAAUGGUACAUGAGGCAGCACGCUAGUUCUACCCCAGCAACAGCUCCUGUGAAAAUCGGCGAUAGCAAAGGAGAGGAGAAGAAAGUCAAAGGUCCAUCUGAUCGAACUUACGCAAAACUGUCGCCGUUUGUCUUCAAGGGGCCUCUUGUAUCAAAUUUGCUGCUUCCUAAAGCCGUUUCAAACUCGUCGGUCGACAGCGUUGUGCAGGAGCUCCUGACAAGCAAUGCCAAAACAGCAGGCAACAUCGCUGGCACCAUUGACAACCGGCUCAUGGACCGGCCAUACUUACUAGACAACCCUGCUACACAUGGUGGGGCUGUUGAGAGAGCCAAAGAUAGAGCCUUACGAGCCCGAAGCAAACGAUCUGCUAAGCAUUUCUCAUUGCGCCAGCAUCGUCUUGCAGGAUCAUAUGACCUGUUUGCUAGAUAUCAUAAAUACGAUUUGUAUCUUCCCAUGCAUGAGAUGUGGGAGGAAUACGCGAAGAGUUUGUUGGUGGGGGAGUGCAACGAUUCCAAACUUCGACCUCGCCUUCUCGCAGCAGACUUACAUGGGGCUAUACUUGCUGUGGUGGAGUCGAAGGACACAUAUUACGCUGGGAUCCAGGGCAUUAUGAUAAGGGAAACGGAUAACACAUUUGGGAUUAUAACUCCACAAGACAAAUUUAGAGUAGUUCCAAAGAGUGGAUCUGUGUUCAUGUUGCAGUUAGAUUCAUUGCGGAUCACUUUGUUUGGCAACAACCUCUCCUCUCGGCAGUUGCAUCCCAGAAAGCGUCAGCAGGUAUAAUGUUUUUAGAUUAAUUAUUUUUAUACAAACUUGUACAUUUAUGUUACUUAACAUAUAUGUAUAAUUGUCUUUUAUAAAUCAAAACUUGUUUUAUGAUUA